CGGAAGUAGGACGUUUAUUGACAACAUGGCUGCUGAUCUGGCUGGCGCUCUGGCAAAAAUUGGAAUUUGACAGCGUUCAUUCGCACACCAUUUCAAUGUGUUGAGUGUACAUUGCGGAUAAAUUUGAAUGACGGGAGCUGUCAACUCACGGGAUGGUGUCAGCGAGCUGAGGAAACGCUCGGAGUAAACCCGUCAUGUCGUUUUUCAAGCGGAAAGUCAAAAGCAAAGAACCUGAGCGAGUGACCGACACAAAAGUCAACAGAGGUCUCGUCAGCCCUCACUCUCCAUCGCUGCCACUGAAGAACAACCAUGCUAUACAGGAAACUGCGGGGCCCAGCCAUGUGGCCAUCAACGCCAUCUCUGCCAACAUGGACUCCUUCGCCCGUGGUCGUACGGCCAUCCUCAAGAAGCAGCCCAGCCGCAUGGAAGCUGCGCACUUUGGUGAUCUCGGUCAUUCCAGCGUGAACUAUCAGCCGCAGGAGACCCGCUCUCGGCUCUCCAAGACGGUGGACCAGGUGCUCCGGGACAAUGUGGCCAUCCCCCAUUACAUGCGUUUUAUGGAGCGUCAGGGUGCCGACCACUUGGUUCGCUUCUGGCUGGAGGCUGAGAACUUCCGCGCCACCAGCUGGUCAUGGGUCCGAGCGCACAGCCUCAACUCGGUCAAACACAGCUCCUUGGCCGAACCCGUCAGCGACUCCGUCGAGGUGCCGGAGCUCCCCAAGCACAAUUCCGUUGCCCUGGGCUGGAACAGCGCAGGAGACGCGGCGCAGGCGCAGCUUGAGCAGCGAGAACCCUCCAGCGCAGGCGCAGGCAUGCCGCCCGGAAGCCCUCGAGCCGGAACUCCUAGCAGGCGGGCUCCAUCCAGGACGGGGACUCCUUCCAAAAUGCAGUCCAACAUCAGCUUGCGAGAUCUCUCAGACAAGCUCAUGAGAAAUAUCGAAAAAGACGCAGUUAACAUCUUCACCAAGUACGUCUCCCCGGAUGCCGCCAGGCCCAUCCCAAUCACGGAACAGAUCCGAAACGAUAUAGUUGCUAAGAUUUGCGGCGAGGAUGGCAUGGUUGACCCAAAUUGCUUCGUCAUUGCACAGUCGGUCAUCUUCACCAUCUUAGAGCAACAGUACUUUAUUGAAUUCCUACGGAGUCAUCAUUUUUGUAAAUACCAGAUUGAAGUGUUGACAAGUGGCUCUGUGUUUCUGGCUGACAUCUUGUUCUGCGAGUCAGCUCUCUUUUACUUCUCUGAGUACAUGGAAAAGGAGGAGGCGAUGAACGUACUGCAGUUCUGGCUGGCGGCCGACAACUUCCAAGACCAGCUCGCAGCUAAGAAGGGCCAGUAUGAUGGCCAAGAGGCCCAAAACGACGCCAUGAUUCUUUACGACAAGUAUUUCUCACUCCAAGCUACCAACCCUCUGGGAUUUGGCGACACGGUCCGCAUGGAGAUCGAGUCCAACAUCUGCCGGGAGGGGGGGCCUCUUCCGGAAUGCUUUACCACUCCACUUAGACAAGCCUGGACCACCAUGGAGAGGGUGUACAUGCCAGGCUUUCUGUCGAGUAACCUUUACUACAAAUAUCUGAGUGACCUCCUCAAUUCGGUGCGGGCCGACGAGUUUGUGAAUGUCAACACUCCGGGUCAGGGCGGACCGGCGGACAACGAGCGCUCGAGUUCAAGUGCCGGCGAGGCCUCUCUGAUGCAGUCUGGUGUCAAAAAGGCAGCGAUAAAGAUCUUGAAAAACUUCGAUGAGGCCAUCACGGUGGACGUCGCCAGUCUUGACCCCGAAUCUUUGUACCAGAGGCCAUAUGCUGGAAAGAUGACAUUUGGGAGAGUGAAUGAGUUGGGCCAAUUUAUCAGGGAGGCAGAACCCGAACCAGACGUGAAGAAAUCCAAAGGCUUCAUGUUUUCUCAAGCAAUGAAGAAAUGGGUCCAAGGCAACUCAAAUGAGGCUCAGGAGGAAAUGGCCUGGCAGAUUGCUAAAAUGAUUGUCAACGAUGUUGUUCAGUCAAACCACGACAGUCCUGGAAAGUCCACCAAGUUAUGACCCUGACAAGACUGUCCCCUUGCAAAUGCUGGCUAGCGAUACAAACACGGCUUACCCUGCAACAAAGUAAAAGUACCUCAUUAUUCCAACUCCAAAACACUAUGAAGGUGCGCAGCGGUCAGUGGAAGUGCAGCCAAGCUCUUGCAUCACAUGACGGGGAAUCUUUCCAAUUCAGUCUGGUUCUUAAAGCACUUCUUGCACAAAGACGAAGCAUGUCCGUCAAGAUUACAACCAAACUGUUGCAGACUCUCGUUGUGUUGUCUCAUCUCGGACCUCUGGAGGAUGUCAGUAGACUGAAUUACGUUUCCUCAAGACAACUCCCCAUUGCCUCUUCUUUUUAAUGAUCAUUCCUUGUUUUUAGAAGACCGCUUUUCUUUAAGAUAGCUAAAUAACAGUUAAUUAUGCACCCCUUUCCCCUACUUAAACUUGCCUGACCAAUGAUGAAUUACAUCAAUUUUAUUUAUAGAGGCUCUGCAAAUGACAAUGAGAUAGAGGAAAUACCUCUUGGCACCUUUUGAGAGUGUAGGACAAAAAAACAACAACUCCAAAAUGAAUACAAAUGCUCCAGUUGUGAUGGAAAAUUCCAUGUUCUAAAUGGUAUAUAUAGCUAUAUAUGUAUAUUGUAGACUGGUUUCUCCCAUAUAUAAACGUCAGUACUUUUUUGUCUCAUGGUGGCCGCCGUUUUCUUUUCUGUAUGCAUCUCAGAAACAACUGUGCUCAAUGAAUUAAGCUGUUUUUUUGGUUUUCUUUUGAGCCUUACUGGGGUGUAGAAAGGAAUUUUGGUACUAUGUACCACUAAUGUUUUCUGAUAUGUAUGUGCACCUAAUCGAAGUCUAUUUAAAUUGUGUUUGAUUUAAAUACAUACACUCAAAGAUUU
Syngnathus acus (greater pipefish) is the source of this 2910-nucleotide messenger RNA. It is a transcript of the gene akap10, whose product is annotated as A kinase (PRKA) anchor protein 10. The transcript is spliced from 15 exons. Lineage: Eukaryota; Metazoa; Chordata; Actinopteri; Syngnathiformes; Syngnathidae. Gene Ontology annotation, molecular function: protein kinase A binding. Gene Ontology annotation, biological process: intracellular protein localization. The record is from RefSeq and is a predicted model, not a curated record. Gene Ontology annotation, cellular component: plasma membrane. Bases 195 to 2033 code for a protein of 612 amino acids.